GGCCGUUUAUUCGGUACAUAUAGCGAGUGUGGUGGUGUUUCGGUCUACGGCUCCGGCGGUUAAAAGUUAGAAUUUUCUUACGGCGCUAAUUGCAACGCCCGGAGAUCUUGAUUUCACUCACUAGACGUGCUCGCGUUCCGUCACCAGUUUUCCGUGAUAAAUUACAGUGUCCGGUCGUCCUUCUGCCUCUGGGUUUCGAACAAGGCUCGCACUGGCCGCAGAGUUUUGUGCUUCUACGAAAUUUAUCAACGGAAAAUGAAGAUCUGGAACGUGGAGUACGUCUUCAAUAUUUUGACUCUUGCAGCCAUCCAUGGGAAACGGUGGCCAAAGCAAUUUGGAGGAAAUACCCGAACCCCAUGAAUCCCGCGGUGAUCGGCAUCGAUGUCGUCGACAGGAAAAUCGUCGACGGUGUCUUACACUCCCACAGAAUAGUCUCGAGCGAAUGGGGCUUUCCAAAGUGGGUCGAAUCGCUCAUAGGAACUGCUUCCGUUUGUUACGCCAGCGAAUGGAGUGAAGUAGACAUUGAGAACAAACAGAUGACGUUGAAGACCAGAAACCUUACUUUUUGCAACUAUAUCGGGGUCGAGGAAACGGUGAAAUACUCACCUCAUCCGGAAAAUCCACAAAGCACAUUGCUAACACAGGAAGCUGUGGUUACCGUCAAGAGCGUUCCUCUCGGUCACUAUAUGGAGGAUAUGCUGACGUCUAAAAUCUCCGCCAAUGCCGGAAAGGGAAGACAGGCGAUCGAAUGGGUGAUUGGAAAGAUUGACGCUGAGGUAAAGGACCUCGCAAAUAACGCGGUGAAAUCUACGGACGAGCUGCUGGCGCAGACGAAACGUCAGUUCGACGAUCUGACGGUGAAAACCCGGAAGAGUAUGGACGAGCUGCAAACGGCGGCGAAAAAGUCAUUCGAUGAGAUUCACAAUCUGACCGCACCACCGCCCCAAUCUAUACCGAAAUUAUAACUAAGAUUUUGGACUAGUUUCGAUCUUUUCAAUUGAAUCAAAAUUUACCUUCAUCCGCGCUGAAACCGCCUGUCCAGGACGUCGGCCAAAGAGAGGAAAACAAUCGACGCGAUUAACCAAACGAGGAAAUAGCUUAGUGAAAAUAACGUGCAGUUUAAACGAGGGGAAAUAAAGAAGAAACUGAACGCAAAAAGUGACAUAUAAUGUUUCUAUUAUUUGGUUAUUUAAACCGCAGCGCGUGACGUAUAAAUCAAUAACAUAUAAUAGAGAAUUUAUGAAAUAUUGUAUUUAAAACUCCACGCAGAAUAAAAAGAGGUCUGCCGAACUUUGUCUGAAACUUAAAAUGUGCGAGGAAUAUAGCGGGGAGAAGGAAAAGUAAAACAAUGAAGAAAUAAAGAAGAAACAAAAAAUCGAACAAUUUAUUAUAAUAAAUGUAAUAAAAUCGUUCACUAAAAGUAAUUUAUCGUAAAGUUCUUUGGACACAAAUUCUCCGAAGAUCGCAGCCGUGAUUUAUUCUGAACGAAAAGUACGUAAAACGGAAUUCGGAAUUCAUCCGAGAGAACUUUGUUCUUUGUCUGUAUGUAGUUUUUUUUUUGUUUCCGUUUCAUCAUAUCAUUGAAAUUGAUGUAAAAAGUUUUAACAGAGGUAGUAUGUAUCAGCAACAACUACGAAAGAUAGAGUGAGAGAAAAAAAAUCUUACGUUACCCCAAUCUUGCGCUUAUUAUACAUGCCUAUAUUGUAUUACAUAUAUGUUAAAUAAUUAUACAGAUAGGCGAGAAACAUACAAGAAUCUAGUGAUUAACUUUAA
Molecule: messenger RNA, 1773 nt
Organism: Neodiprion virginianus
Lineage: Eukaryota; Metazoa; Arthropoda; Insecta; Hymenoptera; Diprionidae
Gene: slmo
Product: protein slowmo
Exons: 5
Coding region: 357-965 (202 amino acids)
Biological process (GO): phospholipid transport
Cellular component (GO): mitochondrial intermembrane space
Molecular function (GO): phosphatidic acid transfer activity
Source: RefSeq, a predicted model, not a curated record